AUGGCUAGCAACGGAAGAAUAUUUCACGUCCUUCUAAGCUUUUCAUUGUUUAUACUCUUUCUGAGGCAGUCUUAUUCGAAGACGAUCAAUAAAUUACAACAAGGCCAACAGCUUAAAGAUGGAGAUGAACUGAUUUCAGCUUCUGGGAAAUUCAGGUUGGGAUUCUUUAGCCCUCUCAUGUCAACAAAUCGUUACAUAGGAAUAUGGCACUUUUCGCCAACAGGGAAGGAUGAUUUUUACUACCACAAAGCUGAUGGUUACUACCAAAACAGCGAACCUGUUUGGGUUGCCAACAGGAACACCCCAAUCUCGGAUAAAUCUGGGAAACUUGUAGUAGAUAGCACUGAUGGCAAUUUGAAAUUUUCUAGCAAUAGCCAAAUUCCUAUUGCAAUAAGUACGGUUCAAGGAGCUAAUAAUACAAAUGGAUCUAUAAGGCGAGUCCUCUGGCAAAGCUUUGAUUAUCCAACUGAUACACUUCUUCCAGGGAUGAAACUGGGGUUCCACUUGCAAACAAGGCAUGAAUGGUUUCUCCAAUCAUGGAAUGAUAUCGACACUCCUGCUCCCGGGCCAUUUACUCUUCGAAUGGAUCCGAAUGUCACAAACCGUUUGAUCAGCUGCAGGCAAAGCGAAGAAGGUUACUGGACUAGUGAGCCCUGGCUAAAUUAUCACUUCAACUUCUCACGUUCAUGGGCACUUAACAAUUACUACAACUUCAGCUACACUUCAAAUGAACAAGAAAACUUCUUCAUUCAUUCAGCAAGUGGAGAUGUACUGCAAAUCUUGAGAAUCAAGGCAGAUGGUGGACUUACAAACGGCAGAGGGUUGUUUGUUUCUUGUACUAAAUAUGGAGGAUGUUGGAAAGAGCAGCGGGAAGAGAUUUGUUUGGCCUGGAAUCGUACUGUUGAUUAUGGGCAUUUCAGACGGGGCUACAUGUUGGGAGAUGGAUUCAAUUUCAGUAAAAACAUGAACUUUUUAGAUUGUCAAGACAAAUGCAUCAAGAAUUGUUCUUGUGCGGCCUUUGCUCCGGCCGAACGUAACUUCACUGACUGUCAGAUUUGGAGUAGAGGAACAAAGUUUAGAAACCAAUUGGAGCACAAUGCACGGUUCAUAUUCAUGCUUGACUUUCACGAUCAAGAAGGAACAGCGAAGAAGAUGAAGAAGCCACCAUGGUUAAUUAUUGAAAUAUUAGGAUCUCUAGCUGCUUUGCUGGUAAUCAUCUUGGGUGCUUUGAGCUAUAAAGUGCGGAGAAAGGACAAGGGAAUAGGUUUGUAA
This is a messenger RNA of Pistacia vera, 1272 nucleotides long. Its product is annotated as G-type lectin S-receptor-like serine/threonine-protein kinase CES101. Lineage: Eukaryota; Viridiplantae; Streptophyta; Magnoliopsida; Sapindales; Anacardiaceae. The transcript is spliced from 3 exons. The record is from RefSeq and is a predicted model, not a curated record. The coding region runs from base 1 to 1272 and encodes 423 amino acids.